Caenorhabditis sp. 36 PRJEB53466 is the source of this 811-nucleotide messenger RNA. The record is from the annotation of a GenBank genome assembly. Lineage: Eukaryota; Metazoa; Nematoda; Chromadorea; Rhabditida; Rhabditidae.
AUGGACACUUCACAAAAAUUCGAUAUCCCGCCGGGAGUGCCCACGUGCUUGGUGCCGUUCGAUAAAGGAUGGGAUGAGCAGUUCUGGGCUACAAUCAGUUAUUACGAACUGAACACGAGGGUCGGGGAGCAAGUGAAGGUCUCCUCCUCGACGAUCACAAUCGACGGAUUCACUGAUCCGUGCACAAACGGAAGCAAGAUCAGUCUGGGGCUCUUCUCGAAUGUGAACCGGAAUGCAACAAUCGAGAAUACCAGAAGACAUAUUGGAAAUGGUGAGGGGAUUCAGAUGAACUGCCACGUCUCCGUCCUUUUCAGGGGUCAAACUCACUUACGUCCGCAGCAACGGAGCCCUUUUUGCUCAGUGCGAAAGCGAUUCGGCCAUAUUUGUUCAGUCGAGAAACUGCAAUUAUAUCAACGGGUUCCAUCCGACUACAGUCGUCAAGAUCGCCAACAAAUGCUCAUUGAAGAUAUUCGAUAUGGAAGUGUUCAGAACUGUUUGUGCACUUCUUCUCAAUUUUAUUAUUCUUGUGGUAUUCAGCUGCUCGAAGAUUGCAGUCGUCGUGGAUUCGAUGCCUCGUUCGACCUUCAGAAGAUGACGUUCAUCCGAAUGUCUUUCGUGAAAGGAUGGGGAGCCGAGUACCAGAGACAGGACGUCACUUCGACUCCUUGUUGGAUUGAGAUCCAUCUCCACGCUCCUCUCAUGGUAAUGUUCCCUUUCUUUCCUUCUUCCAACUCACCUUUUCUUCCAGUGGCUCGAUCGUGUUCUCUUCACAAUGUCACCGACUCCGCGUCCGAUUUCCUCCAUUUCCUGA